Varanus komodoensis (Komodo dragon) is the source of this 5918-nucleotide messenger RNA. It is a transcript of the gene SIRT3, whose product is annotated as sirtuin 3. Gene Ontology annotation, molecular function: NAD+ binding. The transcript has 9 exons. The record is from RefSeq and is a predicted model, not a curated record. Bases 2584 to 3777 code for a protein of 397 amino acids. NCBI's taxonomy places the organism in Eukaryota, Metazoa, Chordata, Lepidosauria, Squamata, Varanidae.
UAACCCGGGUUUCAGUCAACUUUCAUGGAACUUUCCACGUUGCUGUGCCCAUUGUGAGCAUAGAGUUCAGCACCAUGGAUAGCUUCUUAUAAGGCAUCUCGAAACCUGAGGUUUUUAUUAAAUUUAUAUCCUGCUUUAUCUUAUGAACGCAAAGUGGGUGGCAUCAUUCUCCUCCUGCUGCUCUCAUUCUUCUCACCACAACAUCAACCCCCUGAGGUACGCUGGGCAAAGAGUCUGUGACUGGCCCAGAGUCACCCAGUUGGCUCCCUGGCUGAGCAGGGACUAGAACCCAGGUUGCCUGAGUCCCACUGUAUUAGCCACUACACCACACUAGCUCUACGGCCCCACGGACAUUCGAGGUACCAGCCUCCAUGGAUGAUAAUAAUGAUUACUAUUGUUACAUAAGGCUAUCUAGGACUGGUGAACAUCACUAUCUACCAGUGUGGCAUAAUGGUUAGAGUUCUGGUCUGGGACUGAGAAGAUCUAAGUUCAAGUCACAGUGACUUGGGGCCAGCCAUGGACUCUCAAUCUAUAUGCUUGAAACCCUGCAGCUGUGGUACCUUGCAGCACUCCAGAUGUUUUCGCUUCCAGCCUCUAUCAUCCCUUAGUAUUGGCUAUGCUGACUAUGGCUGAUGGAAGUAGUAGGCCAAAACUUGUGGAGGGCUGCAUGUUGCCCACGCCUGCUAAGAAUCUCUUAGGAGACAAUACAAACAAUUGGAAAAGAUGUUUGCACAUGAAAGUUGCAGCCCGAUAAUGUUUGGAGGGCCACAUAUUCCCCCUCUCUAUUACAAACAGGAGGCCUUAAUCUCUUCUAUCUUUUACCUUAUCUUAAAAUUUGAGGAAGAUGGACUACAAAUUACUGUAUAGGUGAUAUCUUUCAACCAAUCAGAAUUUAUAGCAAGAACCCUAUUUGGAAAUGAUAGCCUCUAUACAGCCCUAGAGGGAAAUCCCACUGGUUCACGAACUUGGGAAUGAAGUGUUUUGUAUUGACUUAGUCUGAUGUCAGCUGGAUAACAGGAUUUAUGUUGGAAUGAUCUGAGUGUUAUGACAAUGCAAUGUUAUUUACAAUUAACUGUUGUUGUUAAAUGUAGAAUGCAUCAAGAAUCUUUUCAUAGCUGCAAAGACAAUAGUUAUUAAAUGCUUCAUUUUUUAAAGUUAAGGUGUCAGAGCAUUUAAAAAGAUCCUUGCAAGUUGCUGAAAUGGACAGAUUCCAGAUUUUAUUUGAAGAUGCUUUUGUGUGUGUGCUUUUUUAGUUAUUUGUAUAUCUAAUAUUUUCUGUAUUAUUUGAACUCAGUUGUUUUUCAGUGUUUUAGAAUAUCUCUAGUAUAAAAGAUAAAAGUGAUGAUUACUGAGGAAUGCAAUAUUCUCCUGCUUGUAUGUUGAAGGGCUGGAGGAGACUAUCACAGUAAACAGCAGCAGCAAAUAAACAUGAGAAACUCGUCAAUACCACUAUUACUUGCUUAAGAUAUUUUGGCAGGCAUUUGACCAAGGCCGAGGAAUUUCAGUGCUGACUCCUUGCUUUUAAAUUGUUGUAUUUGUGUCUGUUUUACCAUUACCGUUUUAUUACAUUGUUGAUUUUUAUUGUUUAUUUUGCACUUUUAAAGUGAAAUGCCACACUCAUGGAUGUGUAAGAUAUAACAUCUCUUAAAAUAUUUUCCUUUAAAGUAUCUGAGAUCAUUUACACACAUGUUAUCUUCUAAUAUAGUAAUUGUAGUAGCCACAGUAUAUUCUCCAAGUUUGUCAAUGUUAGUCUGAUACUUUGGUACCUCUGCUAAGAAUUUUGCUGAUGUACCCUAAGCACUGACAUUCUGAAAAGGAUUGCACUUGGGAGCUAAUGCUGAAUGGCAGCAAGUGUGUGUGUGUGGGUUCAUCAAGGGUCAUCUAUAAGAGUGAUUUCAGCUGCCAGUUUCCACUAACUGAGAAUGGAAAAAUCUGCCUUUUACAGUCAUUGACCUACAUGUGCUGAACUGUACUUUUAGGGUGAGAAGAGGGGAAGUGUGUUCUGUUACUAAAUUGCCUUACAGGUUAUCAGGGGUGCAAGAGUGGACAGUGCUGAUGACACUUUUGGAUGUGUGAGAGAUCUUAGUAUUCAGCCAUUGCUAAACCUGUUAAGCUGAACAGGUUUCCAGAAUGAGAUUAUGAAUAGAAUAUUUUAUGCUGUGGAAAAAAGCAUUUUCUAAUAUAAUUUUAAAUGACGUGCUUGUUCAGUGAUUGCAGUAUAGCAUGCUGCAGUGUAGAGAGAUCUCCACAAAGUUGGUGGAUAGAUGACCACAUCAUGGCAGAGGGUUGGAAUGAAUGGCCUUCUGACCCCAACUGGCUGCAAGUUCUGUAAUUUCCAAAAUCUCAGUGGCACAUGGCAACCACUAAGCUCACAUAUUCUGCUUCCUUCCUAAAUCCAGAAAUGUGAACUGAUUGUUCCAUGGCUGUAAACUAAACUUUACUCAGUUAAAUUUGGCAUAUGCUAGAGAAUAGAGGAUCCUGCAGUUAAUCACGAUUCAAAAUAAAGAAUAUGAUGGAUGCAGAUAUGGAUGCCUCUAGAAUUAUGGCAACUGGAGUGAAAGUGGACUACACAGUUGGAGGGAAAUGAACUGGAAGUUACAUUUCAGAGUCUCUGGAGGAACGAAUGCACUCUGUGCUGGAAAUUUUCAGAGAUUAAUGGGGUGGAGAUAUCGCUGGAUAUGUGUUCAGCACCAUCAUUAUAGGAGUCCUUCUGGUUCUGUGCCCUUCAAAAAUCAGUCCUUAAUUUCACUGAGAUCAGUCUUCAACCAUCCAAAUGGAAAUCUCUUGCUGAAGAGGACUUCAGAAAGUAGCAUGAAAAAUAUGGCAAGCAUGUCUGGAGUCAGGAUCAUGGGAGUAAGGCCCUUUUCCUUAUCUACUGCUCCGAUGAUAAUCUUUGGAGUUGGCAGAGGUGGAAACAACACUGGAAAAGACAAACUCACCCUGAAGAAUGUAGCAGAAUUAAUCCAAAAGAAGGAAUGCCGGAGAGUAUUGGUGAUGGCUGGAGCAGGACUCAGCACUCCCAGUGGAAUCCCGGAUUUCAGGUCCCCUGGGAGUGGGCUCUACAGUAACCUCCAGCAGUAUAAUAUUCCCUACCCAGAAGCCAUCUUUGAACUGAACUACUUUUUCCACAACCCUAAACCCUUUUUUAUGUUAGCUAAGGAGUUAUACCCUGGCAAUUACAGGCCCAACUAUGCGCACUACUUCCUUCGACUUCUGCUUGACAAAGGGCUCCUUCUGCGCUUGUAUACACAGAACAUUGAUGGACUGGAAAGAGUUGCUGGGAUUCCUCCUGAUAAAUUGGUUGAAGCCCAUGGCACAUUUGCUUCUGCUACAUGUACUGUCUGUCAAAGAUCGUAUCCUGGUGAGGAUUUCAGGGUGGAUGUGAUGGCUGACAAGAUCCCCAAAUGCCCUGUGUGCACUGGAAUUGUCAAGCCUGACAUUGUGUUCUUUGGAGAGGAGCUUCCUCGUCGGUUCUUCCUGCAUAUGACAGAUUUUCCCAUGGCAGACCUGCUUUUUGUCAUCGGAACCUCCCUUGAGGUGGAGCCCUUUGCUAGUCUGGCAGGAGCAGUUCGUGCCUCUGUUCCACGUGUCCUGAUCAAUCGAGAUUUGGUGGGGCCAUUUGCAUAUCAGCCACAGCACAGUGAUGUGGCUGAGCUGGGAGAUGUCAUCAGAGGAGUGAAAAAAGUGGUGGAACUGUUGGGCUGGAAGGAGGAGUUGGAAGAAUUAAUCAAGAAAGAAAAAGAAAAGCUGGAUGCAAAAAACAAAAAGGAUGUCUGACCUCUACUGUUGGAAAAGAAGUUUGCCUCCUUAGAGUAAUACAUUUCAUCUUGGGCGAAGGUCAUGGUACAAAAGGUCUGUAGGAAAUAUGCUGCUCCUCUUGGUAGUACCUCAUAGAUCAGAAGAACUAAGACUUAUUCAAAGAGCCACUUUAAUCACAUGUGUCUUUCAAGCAUUGGAGAAGGACUUGUUCUCAACACUCUUGGAAAAUGGGGAUCAAAUGAUAGGUUGCAACCUGACUUGCAUAAAGAUAGGCCAUGGUGAAGUAACAGUGUUCUGCAUUGCUGCUCUCUCCCGUUAAAGGCCAUCGAAGACUUUGUCUCCCAUUUCUAUUUUUUUCCACUUGGAUCUUCAUGGUGUUUCACAAGGAGCCUUAGCUGGAAUAUAAUUUCAUCAUACCUUCAUGUUUAAUUUCCCAGUGUUGUCACCAUCUGUGAAAGGACUUAAAGUCAAAUGUAUAUUACAAAUUGCAUAAAAAGAGAGGUAAGUCUGACUGUUGAGUCCUAGAUGCUGCAGCAGUUGCUGUGAAGAUGAACCUACAAGCAGGGACUCUCAGAAAAAUGUGAUGUAUAUUAAUUUGUAGUGGGCUGGAAGAUAGGAUGUCUGUAAAUCCAGAUUUCUGGCAAGAACCUGUUCCCAUGGAAUUAACAGUGAAAUAGUUGCUGUUUGAAUUUGGAAAAAAAAAUCUUCUAGCAGCAAUACCCAUUAAUAUAAAAUCACCUUUCAACCAUCUAUUCAAUAUCCUUGUUUACAUACUAUGACGGUAAUUAAGCUAUAUUACAAACUGCAAAGCACAACUAUAUCCUACACAUUAUAGGGUUAUUUUCUGUAUAUCACAUUAAAGAGGUACAAGAGUUCCCUUUUAGUUAAGGUGCAUUACACAAAUGGUUCCUCUCAAAAAUUUGCUGCUUCUAAAAAUGACAUCUGUAGAGCUAAUAACUUGAAACAUGGCAUCUGUACCUACCUGCUCAUAUCUACAAUCAUGCCCAAUUUCAAAGUAAUCCAGUAAUAAUGACCACAAAGUUAAAAAGUGCUGGAAAUUGACACAUUGGUACUUUUUAGUCAAGUUCAAAAUGUUUUAUUUUUAAAUUCUAGGAAAAACUACUACUUUUUUCAGGCUUGUUGAGAUGUGCCUUUCAUUGGUUUGGUGAAAUUCUGAGCAACAGUUAAAAAAACAAUGAAGAUUUUCCUGCCCCAUGAAAGCCUACAUAGGGUAUCCAGUGGGGCAGUUGUACCAUACCAUGUUCAUUGAGCGAGUGGGGCCCAACAUUCGUAUUGCAGUGAUUUAAUGUUUCCUAGAGGAAGCCCCAAAAUAAGUGGAAAACCAAUUCUGGAUUGGGGCAGCUCAGCAGAGCUCCCCUAAGUGAGCUCUACAGAUCCGUCCUGUUCCAGAAACUAGCAUUUUUGCUUAUUCCCGGUUUCUUUCAGGAGCAAGUGGUAGGUGUUUUCUGCAGAUGCGAACUGGUGAGAGCUGGAGACUUGGUGAAGGUGUGAGUACUUCCUUAGAUAUGAUUCUGUGGCAGCAACUGCCAGCAAAGUUAUAUUGGGCAUGUUCAGUUGUCCUCAGAUUUUUCUUUCAGUAUACUGUAAUAACACAUUUCCUUUUUAAAAACCAAAGAAAUUCCAAUAAUCAGAAAAUCUGCCAGUUUAAGACCAGAGCAACAGUUACCUCAUGUUGGCUGAAGAGCUACCAAACCAGGAUAUUGAAAGCUUAGGCUCAUGCCUUAAUAGGCAUGCCUUCCUAAUUAGUAAGGCUGCUGUGCAGUGUCACAAAUUGUGUUUGCUUACAAGCAAAUGGGCAUGGGUCAUGGGCAUGCUUCCAGCAAUAAAGCAAGGUCCAGAUAUAUCAUGAAGCUAUAUCCAAGGUUAAGGACCAGGACAAUGUGAAGUAUCUUUGCUGGUUCCAGCACUCUAUCCCACUCAUCUCCGUUUAGACUUGAAGGACCCAGGAAAAAUGUGGUUGUACGGUGGGUAAGUUGUAAGUGAGCAUGACUUGUGACAUCAUACAACAUCAUUAGUGAUCAUGGAACGUGUUUGUUGAGGCAUCAGUUUAAGUUUCGAAAUCCCUGGCUUUUUGGAGCUUGAGCUAACGUGUGAUAACCCUGUCUUAAAGCAAUAAAUGUUCGAUCAUUGAAAUUUUA